AUGGCGAUUCACAUGCAUAAUCUAUCUCUUCCUGUGCCUGGCAUCGCUCAGCUCCGGACUAAACGAGACCGAUCAACAGCCCUAAAUGCUGCCACGGGACCUUCUAUAGUUUGGUCAGAUUGCAUCUUCAGAUUAGUGGUUUACAGCAGAGGUUGCCUGUUUGGGUACAAUAGAAGGCUUUCCUCCCAUUCAGUGAAAUGGGGAUUAAAUGUCAGCCAAUUGACUGGGAAAGUGGACAUUUCUGUCCAGGAAAAGAAGUGUGGUCUGGUAUUUGCAGCUACUGAUGAACCAAAUUCAAAUCCUGAUUCGAGGAAAAGGAAAGUUGUGGAGCAUGUAUGCUUGCUCAGAGGAAAGGAAAACUUAACUGAUGUACAAGAAAGCAAUAUGAUAGAUUAUCUUUAUACAACUCAAUACCAGAUGGGAGGCAUUGUGGCUAUAUCUUUAGGACGUCUAUCUGAUAAAAGUAAUGGAGAUUAUACCCAUGCUGUCUACAUGCGCUUCCAGAGGAAGGAAGAUCUUGCAAGGUUUUAUGAGAAUUCUUUCUACUUGAGAGUUCUUGUGGAACAUGUCAUGCCCUAUUGUCAUGGACUGAUUAAUGUGGAUUACGAAUCAGAAGUAGAAGAUGACAUGCUUCCCAUAUUCCGGAAAGGAGAGGAUUUCAACAAUGGUUUAGAUUUCAUCCUUCUGAUGGAAUUUGUUGAGAGUGCAAGGGGAAGACCAGUUGAAGAUGCUUUAUUGUCUAUGACAAAGCUGAUUGAAGAAUCUCCAUCCUUAAUUGUCCAAGCUACUCAAGGUUCAAAUAUCAAUCUGGAUAGUAGAGAAUAUACACAUGCAUUGAUGAUACAUUUCCGUUCUUCUGAGGCUUUUGAAAUAUUCAUGGGAAGUUCAGAGUACAAAUAUAUUUGGAGUUCUAAACUGCAACCCAUCAUCCAAAGAGUUCUUUCUGUUCAUUUUUCUGUGGAUCCUGUGGGUAAAGAGAUUAUGUAAAAAGAUAUAUGUCUGUCAUGGGGUUGCUGUUUCUUCUUUUAUUACCUGAUGAGCUCUUGAAAUAGAAGAUAAUACUACUAAAGAGAAGAGAGGAAGCUGAAAGUGAAAGCAAUCAUAAAAAUCUGUAAUUCUUAUUUCCACUCUUAUUAAAUCUACUACAAAUACAAUAUUUUCCAAUUGCUACAAAAUAUCUAUCAAGAUGACAAAUAUAUAUAUAUUUUUGAUCAA
This is a messenger RNA of Impatiens glandulifera, 1215 nucleotides long. RefSeq names its product stress-response A/B barrel domain-containing protein UP3. The transcript has 12 exons. Lineage: Eukaryota; Viridiplantae; Streptophyta; Magnoliopsida; Ericales; Balsaminaceae. The record is from RefSeq and is a predicted model, not a curated record. Bases 1 to 987 code for a protein of 328 amino acids.